Molecule: messenger RNA, 1017 nt
Organism: Clavispora lusitaniae ATCC 42720
Lineage: Eukaryota; Fungi; Ascomycota; Pichiomycetes; Serinales; Metschnikowiaceae
Gene: SNF4
Product: AMP-activated serine/threonine-protein kinase regulatory subunit
Biological process (GO): regulation of catalytic activity; protein phosphorylation
Cellular component (GO): nucleotide-activated protein kinase complex; cytoplasm; nucleus
Molecular function (GO): AMP binding; protein kinase binding; protein kinase regulator activity
Source: RefSeq, a predicted model, not a curated record
AUGAGCGACGCCAAUACCCUUGGUCCCACAAAAGCCACACCAAAUGAUUACAUUGAGAGUUUGUCUCCUGAACAAAUUGAAAAUGACCAAAGAAUAGGUUUAAAAGCCAUCAGAUUGUUCUUGCAAAGUAAAACGUCUUAUGACGUUUUACCUGUGAGUUACCGGUUGAUCGUUUUGGACACUAGCUUAUUGGUGAAGAAAUCUUUGAACAUAUUGCUACAAAACAACAUUGUCAGUGCACCAUUGUGGAGCAAUAAAACCUCUCGUUUCGCUGGAUUGUUGACCUCCAGUGAUUUUAUCAACGUUAUCCAAUACUACUUUCAAUACCCAGAGAAGUUUGAUUUGGUUGACCAGUUAACUUUAGACGGGUUGAGAGACAUUGAAAAAGCCAUAGGUGUUGCCCCCAUUGAGCUGGUGUAUAUACAUCCAUUCAAGUCUUUGUAUGAAGCCUGCGUGAAGAUGUUGCACUCCAAAGCCAGAAGAAUCCCACUUAUCGACGAAGACGAGAAGACACAUCGGGAAAUUGUCGUUUCUGUGUUAACACAAUAUAGAAUCUUGAAGUUUGUGGCUUUGAAUUGCAAAGAGACCAAGAUGUUACUAAAACCAAUCAAGAACAUUGCUACGUUGAGCCAGGUGAAAGAAAUCUCCACAUGUACAAUGGCAACUCCAGUGAUUGAAGUCAUACACCUUUUGGCCCACCACUCGGUCUCGUCUAUUCCAAUUGUCAACGAGGAGAACAAGUUGGUUAAUGUUUACGAGGCUGUUGACGUUUUAGCCUUGGUCAAGGGUGGAAUGUACACAGACUUGGACUUAAGUGUGGGUGAUGCCCUUUUGAGAAGAUCGGAAGAAUUUGAUGGUGUUCAUACUUGUACUGUCAAUGACAGAUUAAGCACUAUCAUGGACACGAUCAGAAAGUCCAGACUUCAUAGAUUGUUCGUGGUGGACGGCCAAGGAAAGUUGGUUAGUGUAAUUACCUUGAGUGAUAUUUUGACGUAUCUUCUUUAUGGCGAAGAUUAA